Messenger RNA from Oncorhynchus kisutch (coho salmon), 6407 nucleotides. RefSeq names its product asialoglycoprotein receptor 2-like. NCBI's taxonomy places the organism in Eukaryota, Metazoa, Chordata, Actinopteri, Salmoniformes, Salmonidae. The transcript is spliced from 9 exons. The record is from RefSeq and is a predicted model, not a curated record. Bases 136 to 1164 code for a protein of 342 amino acids.
CAGUUGUGGUUGUGUACUGCCAGUGUGUGUGUGGUUGAGUGUGUGAGUGUUUGAGGGAUUUAAAUGAGUGAGUGUGUGUGAUGAGGGCCUUCUUCCUCUUCUGGUCCCCACUCUGAAAGAGAACUUAGAGCUGUGAUGAUGUCUGGUGAAAUCAUCUACUCCGAUGUUACAUUCACUCGGCAUCAGAACCAAGAUACUGGAGCAGAAAGGGAAGUUUCUAAUGGAGUAGCCGGACGUGAAGAGGAUGUCACAUACUCUGAGGUUAAAAGACCGGGAGGUAGAGCUAGUGAGCAGGAUCCUGGGAAAGGAAGGGACCCUGGCAAUAGUGACCCCACUCCCCCAGUGGGGUCAAAGGCUACAAUCCCUGAUGGAGGGUCUGGGAGAGUUCCCGUGGCGACCCUGGUGUGUCUCUGUGUUCUACUGCUCGGCUUGGCUAUCACUCUGGGAGUCCUCUAUGCUUCCAACAUGACUAGUCUUCAAGCUGAGGGGGCUCGCUUUGCCCAGAUGAAAGGGAAUCUAACAGGGAAACUGCGUGAACUGCAAGACAGCUAUAAGAGACUACAGAAUGAGACCCACAUCAUAACAGUCCAGGAAGAGAUGUUCUCCUCAGGUCUUCGAGACUGUGAGGCCAACCUGACUAGGGUCAAAGAUCUCCUGGCAACCAUCCAAGGGAAUCAGAAGGAAUGUAAUGCUGAUACAAAAUCAUGUUCUCCUGGCUGGGAGUUCUACAAUGGAUCAUGCUACUACUUCUCUAAAGACGAACUGACCUGGGAACAGAGUCAGCAUGCCUGCAUCUACGAUGGAGGACACCUGGUCAUUGUAGAGAGUCAGCAGGAGCAGGAGUUUAUAAUCAAAAGAUUUGUGAGAAGCACUGAUUUUGGUAACAGCCCCUGGAUUGGACUGACAGACAAGAAGCAAGAGGGAGUGUGGGUCUGGAUGGACAAUACAACUCUUGAUGACAGCAUCAAGUUCUGGGACCCAAACACUGAAACAUAUUCAAACCUUCCAGAACCAAAUGACUGGGCACCAGGUGAAGACUGUGCCCGAAUGGGUCAAAAAUGUUCCAGUCGGAUCAAAUGUUGGUUUGACUUUUCAUGUGACCAACCAUGUCGGAGAAUCUGUGAGAGUCGUGCAGUCUGUGAGAGACCUGCAGCCACUUCAUAGUGCUGCCAAAUGGAAUGUAUUGAAUUAGUAACCAGCACAAGGUACUGCAUUGUAGGGCAGUAUAAAGGACCAGUUUCCCAGACACAGAUUAAACCUAGUCCUGGACUAAGAAGCAUAUUCAAUAGAGAUUCUCCAUUCAAAGUGUUUCUUAGUCCAGGACUAGGGAUUAAUAUGUGUCCAGGAAACCGAUCUGUAAUAUCUAAUUUGGAUUCAUGGAGAGUACUAGCCAUACAAUGAAUAUACCAAAGCAGAACAGUGCAAACUGGCCCUAACCAGAAUAGAAAGCGGAGUGAGAGACCCCAGUGCAGAACUGAGAAAGAAGACAAGUACAUUAGUGCCUAGUUUGAGAAACAGACGCUUCACAAGUCCUCAACUCGCCUACCAUUAAGUGCUAAGUUAUUCAUUUAUAUUCAGAUAUUCAGGAGUAACAUUAAAACAGAGUAAUAUGCCCCACCAACAUUAGACAAUUAUACAGAAAACACUCAAAUUGCUGAAUCCAGUAAAUGAAAUCAAUGAUGACCGAACAGUCAGAUUAACUGAUAACUAAAAUAGCAGUGCGUAGAUGUAUAGGUAAUUCAUCUGUCGGGGACAUCUGAGAAUACGACUGUACAGACUUGUUAGUGCAGCAGAAAGAUCAAAGUACCCCAAAUUUAGAGGUUGUGAGUUUCAAAUCCCAGGCGGGGUCAUAUUGAAGUGAUCAUGUCAAAUGUACAGCAUAUAAUUUACCUUACCUCCUACACCAUUUAAUUACAUCCCUUGCAAAAAAUACUUAUGUGAAAUGUGCGAUUUCACAUGAAAAUCCCAUUUUCACAUGUGAAAUAGCUGUUUUCACAUGUUAAGCUGACAUUUUCACAUCUUGAACCCAUGUAUUAAAUGCACGUUAACACUACCUUUUCACAAAAAUCACGGUUCCACCUCACGUGAAAAUAGAAUUGCAUUUUCACACUUGAAAAAAAAAAUCACAUUUGAAAAUCAAAAUAUGCUGUUUUAGUUGUGAAAAUGUUUUCACAUGUAGUUUCAUGGUAUCACAUUGAAAUGUUGUAUCCCCAUGUUGUCACAUUUAUUUCACGAGAUCAUGUUUUCACAUGCUAAAAUAGUUUCCCAUGUGUAGUUUAAUGUUAUCACAUGUCGCUUUUACAUGUCAUCACAUGCCAGCAGCAAACCACCUUUCAUCCCACUGCUGGCUUGCCUCUGAAGCUGAGCAGGGUCGGGCCUGGUCUGUCUCUGGAUGGGAGACUGCUGGAAAUGGUGUUGGAGUGUCAGUAGGAGCCACUCUUCCCUCUGGUCUAAGGAGAUACCAGAGCAGUCUAGGUGACAUUUCACUACUUAGUGUUCUGUCUUUUUGAUAGGAAGUUAAACAGGUGUCCUGACUCUCUGUGGUUAUUAAAAAUCCCAUGUCACUUAUUGUAAGACUAGGGAUGUUAACCCUGGUGUCAUGGCAACAUUCCCAACCUGGCCCCCUUCCAUCAUAGCCACCUAAUCAUCCCCCUCAUUACUAGUUGGCAUAAUACAGUGUCUUCAGAAAGUAUUCACACCCCUUGACUUUUUCCACAUGUUGUUGUGUUACAGCCUGAAUUUCAAUUUGAUUACAUUGAGAUGUUUUGUCACUUUGUCACUGGCCUAAACACAAUACCCCAUAAUGUAAAAUGGAAUUAUGUUUUUCAAAAUGUUUACAAAUGAAUAUAAAAUGGAAAGCAGACAUUUCUUGAGUCAACCCCUUUGUUAUGGCAAGCUUAAUAAGUUCAGGAGUGAAUUGUGUUUAACAAGUCACGUAAUAAAUUGCAUGGACUCACUCUGUGUGCAAUGAUAGUUUUUAACAUGAUUUGUGAAUGACUACCUCAUCUCUGUACCCCGAUAAACAAUUAUCUCCAAGGUCCCUCAAUUGAGAAGUGAAUUUCAAACACAGAUUCCACCCGAAAGACCAGGUUUCCAAUGCCUCUCAAAGAUGGGCACCCAUUGGUAGGCAAAAUAAAAAGAAGCAGACUUGAGUAUCUGUUUGAGCUUGGUGAAGUUGGUAACUACACCUUGGAUGGUGUAUCAAUACUCCCAGUCACUAGAAUAAUUCAGGUGUCUGUCACGACUCCUACCGAAGGUGGCUCCUCUUCCUGUUCGGGCGGUGCUCGAUGGUCGUCUUCACCGGUCUACUCGCUGCCACCGAUCCCUUUUCCCUUUUCUGUUGGUUUUGUCUAAUUAGUUACACCUGUUUCUUGUUUACAUUUAGUUGGGCUAUUUAAGCUGGUUGGCCCGCCUGCUCUUUGUGCGGGCUUAUUUUUCCCACUGUGUUUGUGGUAGGUGUGGUAGCGUGUUGGUAGCGUGUUGGUAGCGUGUUGGUAGCGUGUUGGUAGCGUGUUUCAUUUUGGGGUUUUCCCUCUGGACUUGUUAGGUCCUGGUUUUGGGUACCGUGUUUGUUGCGCCCGUGAGUUCGCCCGUGAGUUUUGGUGCGCACAAUUUUCCCCAUGCCUAAAUAAAGCACUACUCAGUACUUUCUGCAUCCUGCACCUGACUCCGCACCCACUACGUUUAUGUGUGUCACAGUGUUUUGUACUGAAUACAGAGUGUUAUGGUUGAAGCAAAUACAAUACAAUACGUUAAUAAUGAGUUCCACUCCUCAUAUUUUCAAGUGGUGACAGAAUCAUGUUAUGGGUAUGCUUGCAAUCGAGGACUGGGGAUUUUUUCAGGAUAAAUAAACAGAGCUAAGCACAGACAAAAUCCUAGAGAGAACCUGGUUGUCUGCUUUCCACCAGACACUGGGAGAGAAAUUCACCUUCCGGCAGGACAAUAACCUAAAACACAUAGCCAAAUCUACAAUGGAGUUGCUUACCACGAAGAUAGUCAGUGUUCUUUAGUGGCAGAUAUACAGUUUUGACUUAACUCUACUGAAAAUAAAUGGCAAGACCUGAAAAUGGUUGUCUAGCAAUGAUCAACAACUAAUUUGACAGAGCUUGAAUCAUUUAAAAAAUAAUCAUGGGCAAAUAUUGCACAGUCCAGGUAUGGAAAGCUCUUAGAGACUUACCCAGAAAAACUCACAGCUGUUAUCGCUAUCAAAGUUGAUUCUAUAAAGUAAUGACUCAGGGGUGUGAAUGCUUUUCAUUUUCAAUACAUUUUGCAAACAUUUCUAAAAACGUUUUCACUUUGUCAUUAUGGGUUUUGUGUGCAGAUGGGUGAGAAAUAUACAUAUUUUAAUACAUCUUGAAUUCAGGCUGUAAACACAACAAAAUGUGAAAUUAGUCAAGGUGUAUGAAUACUUUCUGAAGGCACUCUCUCAUCACCUCUCCACCUAAUAGCUGAUGUGUGGUGAGAGUUCUGACACAGAAAUGGUUGUCUUGCAUCACCCAGGUGGGUGCAACACAUUGCUGGUGGAAGAGGUGAGUUCCCCCUACUAUGUAAAGCACUUUGAGUACCUCAGUUGGUAGAAAAGCACUAAAUGAACACAAAACAUAACACAAAAUAUACUGUUAUACUGUUAUUAUGUUAACAAUGUCAGUGUAAACAAACACUGUACAUGUAUGAAUUCCCCUAGCAACAUUCCUCAGCUGUACACCACAACAAGUGGCAGGGUGGCCGUUUUGUGGUAGUGUCAAUUACAGACUGCAGCUUUAAAUGGUCCCUGAUUUACCAUGUCCUGCAAUCCCACUUUAGUACCAUUUACUAAUAAUCAUAUGCCCUGUUUAAUAAAUUAAGGAUAAAACACACAAACAAUCUAAAGCAUUGAAACUUUCAUAAUUUAUAUUAUUGUCUUAUUCCUUUUUUCCACCAAAGUCUUAGUAAAUCAGGUAAAUAGUGUCCAUACACAAACACACUCACUCAGUACUUACAGAGUAACACACAGAGCAAGGUGGGCUCCAUUCUGUCCUGACGAUGAUCUCUGAACUACAGUUCUUCUGACAAAUCCCUCUACUUUACUACGGGAAUAAAUAUCACUGAUUUACAAAAAUAUUGGAACAAAGUUGUCUAAUGAAGCCAAACCAUUUAGAAUCCUCCAAUCCUGUAGCCUACUCCCAACCAUCAUGUUGUUCCACACCUUCCGAACGGAAACCCCGAGGGUUUAAAUGGUAUUUUUCUCUGAAUAGAAACACCAUAAUAUUAAUCAAACGAAUUAAGCCACAUUUCUUAAAAUGAAUCCCAUAUACUAUGUUAUUACAAAUAAGGUUUUAAAUUCUCCGGUAAUGCCAAUAUGGAAUACUAUCAAAUGCUUCUCAAAGAUGCCCUCUGGUGGUCAAACUAGUGUAACCGGUGUGAAAUUGCUAGCCAGUUAGCGGGGUGCGCGCUAAUAGUGCUUCAAUCAGUGACGUCACUCGCUCUGAGACCUUGAACUAGUUGUUUCUUUUGUGGAGAGAUGGGUAACGAUGCUUCGUUGGAGGCAGUUGUUGAUGUGUGCAGAGCGUCCCUGGUUCAAGCCCAGCGAGGAGAGGGAAGGAAGCUACACUGUUACAUUAGCAUUAAUUAACAGAUAAAAUGGCUGACAAAUAGUCAACGUUCCACAGAAUGCUGCAGCAACCCGCAAGGUGUGCCGCAGUAUGACACAACCUUUAAAGGAGGAACCACUAUAUCUAUCUCUGGCUAUACCAGACAAAGCCAUGGCAAAUUGGGUUUCCAGAACUGCAGCCACGUAUUUGAGCUAUUUUCCACAGGUCAAACGCUUUUGCUUUUAGCCAUAAUUGACUGCCAAAUCUCUGUAGUUCCUCCACAUAAGCCGCUGGAAGUGACAGAUACGUUGUAUAGCUAUAUUUGUAAACAUGAAUUGUCUAAUUAAUUAAUAAUUAGACAUACAGUAUGUAUAAAAAGAAGAAACAUUACAUACCUGGUAGGUUGUUGCUUGAUUGAUUUAUUCAUUGAAUGAUUGGUUUAUGUAUUUACUUAUUGAUUGGUCAAUUUGAGGGAUUGGAUGGGUUUCCCAUUUUCAAUUCAGCUGUUUUGUUUACACAUUUCCAGCAUGUACAGUGCUACUGUAUUCAUCUGCAUGUUUUCACAUUCAUUUACAGAAAAUAAGACACAUGUAAAACGCUCUACUGCUAAAGGAAAUCUGCUGUUCAAAUAAUAAUAAUGCGGGCACCCUGCCGCCAUUUUGUUUUUACAAUUGCAAUGUUUACAAACAAUGGAGUUAAACAAGCAUAUGUUGUAUUCUACAUGAAUCAAUAGUUAUAUACCACUCAUUUAAAAGUAUGUAGCAAUCGUAAAUUGCCACUUCAAAUAUGGAUGAAAUUAGACCAAAACAAAAUAAACAAUAAAUUACCAUAAUUAUC